AUGGCUGCUUCUCAGGGCCCGCUGACCUUCAGGGAUGUGGCCGUAGACUUCUCUCAGGAGGAGUGGGAUUGCCUGGACCCAGCUCAGCGGACAUUGUACCUGGAUGUGAUGUUGGAGAACUACAGGAACCUGGUCUCCCUGGCCAUGUCAUCUGGAUACAACCAGGCCUUUUUGCGAAAACCUGGACUACGAGACUUAUUCUCAGAAAUAAGACUGAAUUUACUCCACAUCAGAGAGUUCAUCCUGGAGAAGAACCAUCGAAAUGUAGAGAAUGUGGCAAAGGCUUCAGUAAGGCCUCUAGCGUUACUGUACAUCAUAGAUUUCAUAUUAGAGCGAAGCUUUAUAAAUGUAGAGAAUGUGGCAAAGCCUUCAGCCACUACGGAGCUCGUAUUCACCAUCAAAGGCUUCACUCUGGAAAGGACAUUUAUGAAUGUAGACAAUGUGGCAAAGCAUUUAGACAUUCCUCAGGCCUUACUAAACAUCAGAGAAUUCAUCGUGGAAAGAAGUCUUAUAAAUAGCAUCAGAAAAUUCAUACUGGAGAGAAACCUUAUAAAUGUAGAGAAUGUGGCAAAGCCUUCAGCCAGUCCUCAUACCUUACUGUCCAUCAGAGAAUACAUACAGGAGAGAUAUCUUACAAAUGUAUAGUAUGUGGCAAAGCCUUUAGUCAGUCCUCAAACCUUAUUCGACAUCAGAGUUCAUACUGGAGAGAAGCUCUAUAAAUGUAGAGAAUGUGGCAAAACAUUUGUCCACUCCUCAAGCCUUACCCGACAUCAGAGAGUUCAUACUGGAGAGAAGCCUUAUAAAUGUAGAGAAUGUGGAAAAGCUUUUAGUAUGGCCUCAACCCUUACUUAUCAUCAAAGAGUUCAUUCUGGUGAGAAGCCUUAUAAUUGUAGUCAAUGCGGCAAAACCUUCAGGAAGUCCUCAACCCUUACUGACCAUCAGAGAACACAUACUCGAGAGAGACCUUACAAAUGCAUAGAAUGUGGCAAAGCCUUUGGCCAGUCCUCAGCCCUUACUGCACAUCUCAGAGUUCAUACAGGAGAGAGGCCUUAUAAAUGUAUAGAAUGUGGCAAAGCCUUUAGUCAGUCCUCAAACCUUACUAAGCAUCAGAGAAUUCAUACUGGAGAGAAGCCUUACAAAUGUAGAGAAUGUGGCAAAGCCUUCAGUGUUGCCUCUACCCUUACUUAUCACCAGAGAGUUCAUUCUGGAGAGAAGCCUUAUAAAUGUGGGGAAUGUGGGAAAACCUUCAGGAAGACUUCAACCCUUACUGACCAUCAGAGAAUACAUAGAAGGGAGAGACAUUAG
Molecule: messenger RNA, 1305 nt
Organism: Molossus molossus (Pallas's mastiff bat)
Lineage: Eukaryota; Metazoa; Chordata; Mammalia; Chiroptera; Molossidae
Product: zinc finger protein 879-like
Biological process (GO): regulation of transcription by RNA polymerase II; central nervous system development
Cellular component (GO): nucleus
Molecular function (GO): RNA polymerase II cis-regulatory region sequence-specific DNA binding; DNA-binding transcription factor activity, RNA polymerase II-specific
Source: RefSeq, a predicted model, not a curated record